This is a messenger RNA of Lepus europaeus (European hare), 1272 nucleotides long. RefSeq names its product XIAP associated factor 1 (gene XAF1). NCBI's taxonomy places the organism in Eukaryota, Metazoa, Chordata, Mammalia, Lagomorpha, Leporidae. Bases 71 to 913 code for a protein of 280 amino acids. The record is from RefSeq and is a predicted model, not a curated record. Gene Ontology annotation, biological process: apoptotic process. The transcript is spliced from 6 exons.
ACUUUCAGUUUUGUUUUCUGCAGAAACGAAACGAAACAAAACUCAACCGAGAGACUCCAGAGGCUGGAGCAUGGAGGGCGACUUCCAGGAGUGCGGGCACUGCAAAAGAAGCGUGGCUUCUGCCCAUUUCGCCCUCCACGAGGCCCACUGUCUGCGGUUCCUGGAACUCUGCCCCGAGUGCGAGGAGCCCGUCCCAGGGCCGAAGAUGGCAGAGCAUCUCAAGGAGCACCAGCAGCCCGAGGAGUGCCUGGAGCAGCCCGACAAGCACCUGGAGCAGCCCGUGGAGUGCAAGUUCUGCGAGCUGGCCGUGCACCUCAGCAAGCUGCAGACCCAUGAGCACCACUGCGGGGCGCGGACCGAGCGCUGCCCGGACUGCGGCCGGUUCGUCAUGCUCCGUGAGCUGGCCCAGCACAGAGAUGUCUGUGGGGGCACACAGGCUUCCGGGCUCAGGAAAGGGGAGAACAUUUCGGCUCCUGAGAGGAAAAUCUGUUGUGAUUAUUGCGGCCAGAUGAUCCCAGAAGAUAAUUCUUUCCACCAUCUGGGUAAGUGUGGUCCAGUCACGAAGCCAAAGAGUCGGCCCCCAUCCCUCCCACGUCCAGCUGCUGAGAGUCCAUCUUCCAAGGCAAAGAAAGACGUCCGUCCAAAGUCAAAACAAUUCAAUGGGUUUCCCCGAACUUCGGAAAGCUCAACAAAGCAGGCGGCAAGAGGAAAAACCCGAUCCAUGGAUCUGCCUUGGAAGUCGAAGCUUGAGCCCAGGGCCGGCCCAACCUCAGCAGGCGAGGUGGCCUACGACAUCCUGCGGCAGUGUUCCCAGUGCGGCAUCCUCCUCCCCUUGCCGACCCUGAUUCAUCACCAGGAGAAAUGCCAGCGGUUAGCGUCUUUGAAAGGAGAACAAGUGAGAACUUCCAGGUAGACUUGGAAAUGGAAAGGUAUUACCGAUUUGGAAGAUUCCGUUUGUAUCCUGGUUUCCCUGCUGCUUUGCUAUCUUGGCCUUCAGGCUUCGGGCUUUAGAAGUUUUGUGCUGGGGCCACCGUUAUGGCGUUAGUAGGUUAAGCCUCUGCCGGUUCAUGUCCCGGCUGCUCCACUUCCGAUCCAGCUCUCUGCUAUGGCCUGGGAAAGCAGUAGAAGAUGGCCCAAGUCCUUGGGCCUCUACACUCUCGUGGAGACCUGGAAGAGGCUCCUGGCUCCUGGCUUCAGAUCACUGUGGCCAUCUGGGGAGUGAACCACCACAUGGAAGAUUGAUCUCUCUCUCUCUCUCUCUCUCUCUCUCUG